UAAAGAACGGCCUGGCCGAAUUGCUAGCUUUGAUGUUCAUGACGACAGUUCAUCCGAUAAAUUCAUUCCUUCACUGAAUGUAAACAGUGUGAUAAGAAAAUCAAGGUUACGUGUCACUCCACUCCCUUGUGCAGACAAACGCGUUGCACCGUUGCUAUUGGUUUCUGGCUCGGUAGUGUGAUCAAGUAAGUUUGCUAAAAAGCACCGACCAACCGACUGCCGUAGCGCUUUCCUUCCGGUAAUAUCCACAAAUGGCACAGGACAAACAGGACCAACCGUCGGCUGCCGUGAAGGCGUACCUUGCGCUGUACAACACGGCCCAAUUUGGCGGCUGGACGUACAUUUUCGUGCAGUUCAUGCAGCACUUCUUCGUGCACGGCCAGUCGCUCGAUACGCUGUGGAGCCGUGUCGGACCGGCGACCUUCUUCUUUCAAAUGCUGGCCAUACUGGAGGUGGUGCACGCGAUGGCCGGUAUCGUCCCAAGCAACGUGUCGAUGACGUUCCUGCAAGUGUUUGGCCGCUCCAUGAUCGUAGCGGCUGCGAUCGAAGGUACUCCGACCGGGCAACGAUCGCCGGGUCUUCCGCUAGCCGUAUUCUGCUGGAGCUUGACCGAAAUCUUCCGGUACAGCUAUUAUGUGGCCCAUCUGUUGCUUCCGAGCGUGCCAUCACCGCUCGUGUGGAUCCGGUACACGAUUUUCAUUCCGAUGUACCCGUGCGGAUUUCUGGGUGAGCUGCUGUGCAGCUACUGGGCCCAAAGCUACAUCCGCGAGACGGGCAAGUGGAGUGUGGAGCUACCCAAUCGGUUCAACUUUAGUUUCUCCUUCUAUUACUUUAUGUGGAUUAUGGCCAUCUGCUAUAUGCCGCUAUUUCCACAAAUGUACCUACACAUGUUUGCCCAGCGGCGAAAGGUGCUUGGCCGUGGAGCUGGCCAACAGAAAGCGGCUAAAGCACACUAAAGUUGCAGAGCAGCACAUUCGGACGACAUUUAAGUUAGUACGAUUUUUUAUUGUUCGUUCAACGACCCACGCCCAAAAUUGCACACGUGCUUACGGUUCCUUACAAUCACCAGGAAAUGGAAUGAAAGAAUAAAAAAAACUAAAGCUUAAAGUAAUCAACGAAUAA
Molecule: messenger RNA, 1122 nt
Organism: Anopheles stephensi (Asian malaria mosquito)
Lineage: Eukaryota; Metazoa; Arthropoda; Insecta; Diptera; Culicidae
Product: very-long-chain (3R)-3-hydroxyacyl-CoA dehydratase 2-like
Exons: 2
Coding region: 252-956 (234 amino acids)
Biological process (GO): fatty acid elongation; very long-chain fatty acid biosynthetic process; sphingolipid biosynthetic process
Cellular component (GO): endoplasmic reticulum membrane
Molecular function (GO): 3-hydroxyacyl-CoA dehydratase activity
Source: RefSeq, a predicted model, not a curated record